Molecule: messenger RNA, 1122 nt
Organism: Hyaloperonospora brassicae
Lineage: Eukaryota; Oomycota; Peronosporomycetes; Peronosporales; Peronosporaceae
Source: the annotation of a GenBank genome assembly
AUGGUCGUGCUCCGGUUCUCGGCGUCAAAGGUGGCGCUCGUGACGGGUCUCCACGACUUUGGCGACGUGGUGGAAGAGCUGCUGGAGGGCGUGUACCAGGACCGGGACGAGCUGCUGGCCCGCGACGCAGCAAAGCUACAGCUGCGUCUCGUGUCGAAGGACGACGAGCUCGAGCAGCUCGUGCGCAAGAGCGGAGCAGCAGCAGCGCCACAGCUUCGAGCAGCGCUGCGCUGGGCUCAGGACCGAUCGACGCCCGCCCGCGUUGGAGCAGCGCAGAGGCUGUUGGCCGGCGUGGACAAGCGACUCGCCGAAGCGCACAAGAGCAAGAAACUCGCGAGCGAAGAGAUACGAGAGGUGCGCAAGUUGCUGGCGGAGAAGAUCCACACGAGCGUUGGGACCCGCAACGAGACGCUGGCGCUAAAGGCGUACGAGCGGCAGACUGGGUCCACAGUGCGGCUCACGAACGAGCAUUUCUAUUUCCUCACGUACCCGUCUCCUCCGGUCAAGACGAGCAGCACGGAAGGCGCAGCAGAAGACGACGCUCCUGUUGAUUACUCGUUGCUAGAAGCGCAAAGUCAGCGCACAGUGAUCCGCAAACGACGGGCGUCGAACCGGCCGCCCGAGUCUACGGCUUUGGCGACGACGACGGAGGAAGGAGAGCGGUCUCCUGAUGGCUAUUUCUCCAUCUGCGGUAUGGUGGACGGUGUCGCUGACGCGCUGACGAUCUCAGCAGACGACGAGUGGGAGCUGACGCCUGUCGUGGUCGAGGUCAAGAACCGCGUGCGGGGGUUCCGGAACCCUCUUCCCCUCUAUGACCACAUCCAACUGGCUGUCUACAUGAAAAUGCUCGAGGUGGAGCACGGGGACUUGGUGCAGUGUGUUCACGGCGCCGCCCCUCGUCCAACGAUUCGGGUAUCACGCGUGUCGAUGGGUGUUGCACCGCUGCGUCUGCCUGCGUCGGCGAACGGCGAUCUCUGGACUGGAGUCAUCGUGCCGCGGCUAUAUGCCUUUACCGCAACUGUGCACAAGCUGCGGAGCGAGGAGCUGCUGCGACUUGCUUUCCUCAAUGGCAGCCGAGAAGAGCGACUCGCGAUCGUGCGUGCAACGUGUCACUUUCUGUGA